AUUCCUUAGAAAGGCUGCAUAUGAAAGAUCAGAGAAGGGGCCAGUAGAUCUGGGUUUUAUCCAGGGGUCUCCAGGUUUAAAGCUCUCUACAGCUACUUAAGCUCAGUUUCCCUCUGACUCGGCUGGGCACAACUCCUUUCUCUGCCCACCUUUUAAAAAAAAAUUAAAAGUUUAGUCUUCAGGAUUUUUUCAGUUGUGCGACAAACACAACCUAUCCUUUAGCAAAAAUGGAAGCUAUCAAGAAAAAAAUGCAAAUGUUGAAGUUAGACAAGGAGAAUGCGAUAGAUAGAGCAGAGCAGGCUGAAACGGAUAAGAAGGCAGCUGAGGACAAAUGCAAACAGGUAGAGGAUGAGCUGGUAGCUCUGCAGAAGAAGUUGAAAGGAACCGAAGAUGAGCUGGAUAAGUACUCCGAGGCUCUCAAAGAUGCCCAGGAAAAACUAGAGCAGGCUGAGAAGAAGGCCACUGACGCUGAAGGGGAGGUGGCAGCUCUGAACAGACGUAUCCAACUAGUGGAAGAGGAGUUGGAUCGUGCCCAAGAACGGCUGGCCACAGCCUUGCAGAAACUGGAGGAGGCUGAGAAAGCAGCGGAUGAGAGUGAGAGAGGAAUGAAGGUUAUUGAGAACAGAGCAAUGAAAGAUGAAGAAAAAAUGGAAAUCCAGGAAAUGCAACUGAAGGAGGCCAAGCAUAUUGCUGAAGAAGCUGACCGCAAAUACGAAGAGGUUGCUCGUAAAUUGGUUAUUUUGGAGGGCGAGCUAGAAAGAGCUGAAGAGCGUGCAGAGGUGUCCGAAGUUAAAUGUAGUGACCUUGAAGAGGAGUUAAAGAAUGUCACUAACAAUCUGAAGUCUUUGGAAGCUCAAUCUGAAAAGUACUCGGAAAAAGAAGAUAAAUACGAAGAAGAAAUCAAGAUUCUCUCUGACAAGCUGAAAGAAGCUGAAACUCGUGCUGAAUUUGCUGAGAGAACAGUUGCCAAACUGGAAAAGUCUAUUGAUGAUCUGGAAGAUGAGCUGUAUGCUCAGAAGCUGAAGUACAAAGCUAUCAGUGAGGAGCUUGACCAUGCUCUCAAUGACAUGACCUCUCUGUAAUUUGCACUUGUCUGGGGGGGCGCUUUGACUUGCUGCAUUUCUUAAGCUUUUCUUGCCUGUAAUACCUGUCACUCCUAUGCAAUUCAAUCCUCUCUGUAAGAACCGAGCUCAAUAAAAACAAGAUACCUCUGCCUUUCA
Molecule: messenger RNA, 1220 nt
Organism: Oxyura jamaicensis (ruddy duck)
Lineage: Eukaryota; Metazoa; Chordata; Aves; Anseriformes; Anatidae
Gene: TPM4
Product: tropomyosin 4
Exons: 9
Coding region: 228-1082 (284 amino acids)
Biological process (GO): muscle contraction; actin filament organization
Cellular component (GO): actin filament
Molecular function (GO): actin filament binding
Source: RefSeq, a predicted model, not a curated record